Molecule: messenger RNA, 1504 nt
Organism: Cornus florida
Lineage: Eukaryota; Viridiplantae; Streptophyta; Magnoliopsida; Cornales; Cornaceae
Product: autophagy-related protein 3
Exons: 10
Coding region: 242-1186 (314 amino acids)
Biological process (GO): autophagy of mitochondrion; autophagosome assembly; nucleophagy
Cellular component (GO): cytoplasmic ubiquitin ligase complex; cytosol
Molecular function (GO): Atg8-family ligase activity
Source: RefSeq, a predicted model, not a curated record
AAAAUCGGCCUAGUGGCCUUUUCAACCAAGGUCUCUCUCUCUGUUCUCUCUUUGACACACACUUUUCAACACAUGAACGAUCAAACUUCAACAUCGUCACGAAUUAUAUAGUAGGCUAUCUAUAUAAUUCCACUGUAGUUUCUAGGGUUUGUGUUUCGAUCCCUUUUGAAUUUCUAGGUCUCCAACCGAAUUUCAAUUCCAUUGUGUUUUCGUUUCCUCGAUCGUCUCUGUCGUAUCAGAGAUGGUUCUGACUCAGAAGAUUCACGAAGCCUUCAAAGGCACGGUUGAGAGGAUCACAGGUCCUCGAACAGUAUCUGCUUUCAAAGAGAAAGGCGUUCUCAGCAUCAGCGAGUUCGUCAUCGCUGGAGACAAUCUCGUCUCCAAGUGUCCGACCUGGUCCUGGGAAUCUGGUGAACCUAGCAAGAGGAAGUCAUAUUUACCCGCUGAAAAGCAAUUCUUGAUCACUAGAAAUGUUCCAUGUCUACGUAGAGCUGCAUCUGUAGAAGAUGAAUAUGAAGCUGCUGGAGGUGAAGUUCUUCUUGAUAAUGAGGACAAUGAUGGCUGGUUGGCAACUCAUGGGAAACCAAAAGAAAGCAAAUGCGACGAGGAGGAAAACUUGCCUUCCAUGGAGACCUUAGAAAUCACCAAGAACAAUACCAUUCAGUCAAUCUCUUCAUACUUUGGAGGUGAGGAGGAGGAAGACAUCCCAGACAUGGCAGAAUAUGAAGAAUCUGACAGCCUUAUCGAAACAGAUCCUGCAACACUUGAGGCUACAUAUCUCGUUGCUCAUGAACCUGAUGAUGACAAUAUUCUACGAACACGCACGUACGAUGUCAGCAUCACGUAUGAUAAAUAUUAUCAAACUCCUCGUGUGUGGCUUACUGGAUAUGAUGAGUCGAGGAUGCUUUUGCAACCAGAACUUGUACUUGAAGAUGUUAGUCAGGACCAUGCUCGCAAAACGGUGACCAUUGAAGACCAUCCACACUUGCCUGGCAAACAUGCAUCUGUUCAUCCAUGCCGACAUGGGGCUGUGAUGAAGAAAAUCAUUGAUGUUCUGAUGUCACGUGGAGUGGAGCCAGAAGUUGACAAGUACCUCUUCUUAUUCUUGAAGUUUGUGGCCUCUGUGAUUCCAACUAUUGAAUACGAUUACACCAUGGACUUUGAUCUUGGCAGUUCCCGGACAUGAUUUUCAGCCAUAUAAAAGCUUGUGGUUGAUGUAAAGGUGAAGCAGAUGGUUGAUUCUGGGGUGUUCACCACUGUUGCUGCUGCUGCAACCCUCCAUCUAUACUUGUACAUAUGGUGAUCCAAAUAGAACAAACUCCUGAAAGCUUCACUUUUCAUGAAGUGUAAUUAAUGCCAUAUGUUCUCUUAUAUUAUGAAAUAAAUUACAAUUUGUAAUUGUAUCAUGUGGCUUCAUUUGUCGGUCUCGAGUCACUUGAAUUUCUAAUAUGUUCACACGAAUUGUCCGGUUGAUAAUUUUAGUUGUUCUGGAUUUCUUGAAGAA